UCGGUCGCGAUCGGGUGAGAAAAGGAAGAACGAGGAAAGAACGCUAACGGCGGCGGCGUCUGGCUGCGUCGGCCUACGUGGCUGAGCGCCGGCGCCAUCGCUUGGUUUUGUGUGGGUCUUCUUUCCCUCGUCUCUCUCUCCUUCUAAAUGGGAGUUCGUCUGCUCUGAGUGCGCGAUUGAUGAUGCAAGUAGAACAACUCAAUCACCCUCUUUCCUCCCUGGGUGGAUCCCUGUCCCCUCACGAACAAGAAGGGGAAGAGCUAAGGGAAGCCUGACCUCAACCUUAACCUAACCCUCUGCGAGGUCAAGGGUUCGAAUCCGGUUUUCCGCUCGUCAGUGGAUUACUGAUUACUCCUCCAGCCAUCCACGCGGCGUCCAGGUGGCAGUUGCCCUUCUCUUUCCUCAAGGAACACGAACGUGCUGCAUGCUAAUUAAGGUGUAAACCUCUGGCACCGAGCUUGCCAUCAGUCAGAAACCUGUCCACAAGCCAUCAUAUCAGAGGCUGAUCUGCCGUCCCGGUCAUCAAACGGCUCGCCGGAUGCGACCUGCUUAUCGCAUAGCAGCAAUCGAAACGUCGCGGCGAGGGUGCGGAAGCUGCAUGUUUUCUCGCUAGAGAGAGAGAGAGAGAGAGAGAGAGAGAGAGAGAGAGAGAGAGAGAGAGAGAGAGAGAGAGAGAGAGAGAGAGAGAGAAAGAAGAGAGAGGUGUUGUGGGGCACAGCAUUAGAUAGAAGGAAGAAGAAGAGGAGGAGGAGGAGAGGGGUUGGUGGUGGUGGUGGUGUGGGGCACAUCAUUAGAUAGAAGGAAGAAGAAGAGGAGGAGGAGAGGAGGAGGAGAACGAGCAGGAGGAAAAACGUAAGUGCGACACGUGGCACGUGGAUCGGAGAGGUAUCGGGAUGGCGACGGCGGCGGGACUACUGAGUAUGGAAGCCUCGGCUCGCCGGCUGAGCGGGGGCAGCCUUAGUGGGCUGACUGGAUCCAGUGCAUCGUCUUCCUUGGCUGCGGAGUCGCGGUUCUCUCCUAACCCUUUUCAAUAUAAUGGGAGGGUGGCGCUAGCUCUGAUUCCCUGCUUGUUGGUUGUUCUCGGCGAUGCCGGUCAGGUCGCCGUCGGGACCUUGACCAUCGGUCUGUUAAUUACGUACAUCCUUGAUGUGUUUGACAUGAAGGAAGGCUCCUUCUUCGCCUUGUGGCUGACCGCUAUGGGCGUUAGCGUGUCGCUCAUUUUGGCAGGAGUAGGGUUUUUCCCUUUCCUCAGCCGCACCGUUUACAUGCUCUUCUUAGGGUCCUCUGUCGCGGUUGUCUUCCUGGCGGCGUUGUGGAUUUCCAUCCAGUACAAGUGGCUGCAACUUCAACAUCCCGGCGUGGUCCUGGCGAUCGAGCGGCUCCUGUUCGCCACGUGUCCGAUCCUGGGCGCCGCUGUCCAGACUUGGGCGGUUGUCGCGACCGUGGGUAUCGGCAAGGCGCCCUUCUACUUGCACGUGAUUCUCUCUGCGUUCUUUUGGCUUUUCUCCAUCCCUCAUUCUUCCUCCUUUCGCUCAAAGUCGGAGCGCUCCUAUGGUGGUCGGCUUCCGCAAGAAUCUCUUAUCCUAGGUCCCCUUGAGUCCGCUGUCCACGCGGGCGCGCUUCUAUUUCUGCCAAUGAUCUUCUACUACGGCACUCAUUACCCCACGAUCAUUUCGAGUUUCCCGCUCCGGGAAAUCGAUUGCCUGUUGCUGGUCUUUGUACCUGUGCUGUUCUUGCUGUACGCGUCGACACGUGGCGGCUUGUGGUGGCUUUGCGGCGCACAGGACUUCCAACGCACUCGCCUGGUGAUUGGGGCCGUCGCUCUCGCUGUCGUAGUCGGCUGUCUGGAGUUCCGGGUCGUUUUCCGCUCUUUCUCGGGCUAUAUCCACAUAGAGGCCCCGUUCAGCUAUGUCCUUGUCUCGAUCGCGAUGUACGGCAUGGCCAUCUCUUUUGCUGGAUACGCGCUCGGUCUGUAUCGGGACGCUGUCACACUUCCCUUCGUGACCAUCCUCCUGGUGGUGUCAGCAGUCUCUGUCUGCAUUACCCUCGGGAUGCCUGCUUUGUUUCUCCCUGCACCGGCCGCUGCUGCAGCAUACCUUGCCCAGUUUUUGUCGUCGAAGAACAUGAUGUCUUACUUGAUCCAUGUUGUGGGAGUCGUCGCAACGGUGCUCUGGUUCCUGGUGAACCAUUUCUGGCAUGUCAGUGUAGCGAUCGGCGGGCAGCAGCUGCAAGUGAUUGUGAUUCUUCUUGUGGUGAACGCCGCCAUUGCGUUUUCGAUCCCCGGGUUGGCGCUCGUCACCAUGAAGCUGGCCAAGCAUGUAGUCAGCGCUCUGCUGAUCUUCCAGGGUGUGCUAGUCUGUGCGCUUGAGAACGUAAUGUACAAUAAUAAUCUGGAGGAGGAGGAGCUCUAUCCCAGUUACCUUGUUGUGGCGACAUCAGUGCUCGGGAUUCUUGUCACACGGAGAUUGGAUAGCGAUGGGAAGCUCGGAAGAUGGCCGUAUUGGAUUCUGUUCUGCCUCUACAUUGCAAAGCUGUCGAUGAUCGUCCUGACAUCCAAGUAUGUACUUUGGGAGAUGACAGUGCUGCUGAUGGCUGUUACGCCUUCCAUCCUGUUGUUCAGGGACAAGACACACGGAAAGAUGAAAGUAAUCUACGGAUGGCUCAAUGUGGGUCUGAUAGUUGCAGCUGUCGUGUUCUGCCGGUACACGAUCUUUGAUGCGAUUGUUUGGUGGGCGGGCAUUCGGCCAUCCGACGGAGUGAUGCUUGGUGCUAUGGUGUUUACCGCGGGGGUUGGAUUCGUGCCGAUGGUGAUGUACCAGUUCUCCCAUCUGCAGUCGGCAAGGCGAGCAGUCGUGCUGGUUAUCUCCGCUGGCUUGUUGAUGAUGUUCAUCAGGCCCUCUCUGCCUUUUUCGCUUGGGUUUGUUUGGGACCCUCACUACUGGGUGGCAUACGAUGACUACAAUUCUAUCUAUAGUGACAUGGAGAUUACUGCUGGCUGGCCUGCUUGGCUCCUAGUUGCAAUGGUGAUGGGCUCCUUGGCCGGCGCAACAUCGGCAGUGCCCAUCCAGCAUCAAGCUUCCGUACGUCUUUGGUAUGCUGUCGGGAUGGGGCUGAGCGUAGGUGUGUACCUGUGCGCACAGUUCUUUGGUGAAGCUCCGCUGCUGCAUGCUCUGCUCGUCGGCUCGAUGAUGUGCGCCUCCGUCUUCAUCGUGUUUGCAUGGUAUCCGUCGUCUUGGAGCCCCCGCGUUCUUCCUUGGGUGUUUGCUUUGUUCGUCGCGCUUCUUCCGAUGAUGUACUUGCUCGAGGGUCGUGCGCUGCACAAAGCUGAGGCGUUUGCAAAGGAGGUAGAAGAUGAAUGGGACGAUUGGCGGGGAGUCGAGGAUUUCCACAAGCAGGCUGUCAUCCUCGGAGGUCUGCGAACGUCGCUAGUUGGACUUUACGCGGCGGUGUGUCUGUUGAUGGCGUUGACAAUCAAGCUAAAGCUUGCUGCAAUGCUCAAGGCGGGUGUCAUUGCACCCUCAAAAGCCGCUUCCGGGAGCGAGCCCACAUCAUCGAAGAGCCACGUCUUCAUGGGCCAGCAUCGUGUCGUGCAGCAGCGCAGGACCAUCUCCAGCGUGCUAACCACGAAGAAGAUGGCCACGGAGGGCGGAUCGUGGAUGCCAGGCGUUGGCAAUGUGGCGACGCUCCUCUCCUUUGCCCUGUGCCUCCUGCUCAACUUCGAACUCACACGAGGAGUGGAUCGUGCGAUCUUUGUCCUCGCUCCAAUCCUCCUCCUGCUCAAUCAGGACGUCAACCUCGUGCGUGGAUUUGGCGACCGGCAGCGUUAUUUCCCAUUAACUGCUGCCGUGUCCAUCUAUCUGGCAAUUUCUGCGCUGUGCCGUAUCAUCCAGGAAUGCUUCGACUUGCGCGGUGCUGCGGGAGUGGCCAGUCCCAACGUCUCGGAUGUCGGUUGGUGGUGGAUUGUGAAGAAUGGACUGCUGCUGGUCAUCUCGCUGCCUAACCAUACCAUUUUCAACAAGUUUAUGUGGGACUACUCCCGCCUCAGCAACGUUAUUCUGCUGUGCAUCACGCCGCUAAACAUACUGUCGAUCGUCUUUUCGGACAUCACCACCAUCCGCGUCCUAGGUGUGAUUGGUAUGGUUUAUGCGACUGUGCAGUUCUUCAUCUCGCGGCAUGUCAGAAUAAUGGGGCUGAAAUAUAUUUGACGACCCUAAUGAUAGGAUUCAAGCCGAUCAUGCGAUUAGAGGUGGGAGAUGAAGUUGAGAGAGUUUUUGCAGGUGGAUGGUUAAGGUCACCACUUGGCGGCAUCUUGUGUAGGUAGAGGGUGGUACUUGUAAACUCCCCACACCCUUUUCAACGCACCAUUUGCUCAAGUGGCUGGGCGGGCAGCCAGGCAGGCAACUGCCCUGCACUCCAGAUUUUGAGAUGGAAAACAUCAAGAAUGUAUCAUGGUAAGGUCAAGGUGGUCUCAGCAGGGGGCUUGCGGGACAUUCUUGGUACAUGCGAUUUCGCU
Molecule: messenger RNA, 4513 nt
Organism: Chara braunii
Lineage: Eukaryota; Viridiplantae; Streptophyta; Charophyceae; Charales; Characeae
Source: the annotation of a GenBank genome assembly